AGUGGAAGUUAGUCGUUUUCGGUAUUUUUGUUUAUUUUCAAUUAAUCUUUUUUUUUUUUGACGAGCCUCAAUUAGUUUUUUGAUUAUUUAUAAUUGAAUUUAAUUAAAAUUUUGAAAUAUUCGUACACAUGGCAAACGCGGGUUUAAUACAAUUUAGAAAUUGUCGACUAAUUCGCGACCACCAAUUGAUUCGCGACGAUUUGUGGAUACGCAAUGGCAAAAUCAUAAAUCCGGAGCCGGUGUUUUUCGACGAGAAAGUGGAGGCAGUGAAGCAAAUUGAUUGCGGGGAUGCGAUUAUAGCAGCCGGGUACAUUGACCUCCAAAUAAACGGUGGUUACGGUGUUGAUUUUUCUCAUGAUGUGGAAACUGUAGAGGAAGGGAUUAAUAAAGUAGCUCGAGGUCUUAUUACCAAUGGUGUUACUUCCUUCUGUCCAACAUUAGUCACAUCACCAGUAGAACACUAUAAAAAAAUACUGCCAAAAAUUCCGAAUAAAACUGAAGGAGCUGGUAUUUUAGGUAUGCAUUUGGAAGGACCUUUCAUUAACCCCAAAAAGAAAGGUGCACAUCCAGAACAAUGUAUUAAAAAUCUAGAAAAGGGCAUUGACAGUAUACUCGAAGCUUAUGGUUCUUUCAAUAAUGUUAAGAUCAUUACAUUAGCACCAGAAAUAGAUGCAACAGGUGAGGUAACACGUGCGCUUACAAAUCGUGGAAUUACGGUAGCUUUGGGUCACUCCAUGGCAAAUCUAUCGGAUGGCGAGAAAGCUGCACAAAAUGGUGCUACAUUAAUAACACAUCUUUUUAAUGCUAUGCUGCCAUUUCAUCAUCGUGACCCUGGCUUAGUUGGUCUGCUGGCUUCAGACGGUCUACCUUCCGAACAAGUUAUUUAUUUUGGUAUUAUAUCUGAUGGUGUACAUACGCAUCCAGCCGCCUUACGUAUUGCACAUCGCACUCAUCCUGAUGGUUUAAUAUUGGUGACAGAUGCUAUAUCAGCUUUGGGUCUUGAAGAAGGUAUACAUCAUAUUGGCGAACUUGAGUUAGAAGUAAGAGAUGGAAAAGCAUUUAUUGCUAAUACUAACACAUUAUGUGGCAGCAUUGCACCAAUGGAUGAAUGUGUGCGAAUAUUUAAAAAAGUAACAGGUUGCUCAACGGUUUAUGCUAUUGAGACGGCCACUUUACAUCCUGCUAAGUGUCUUAAAAUUGAGCAUAUAAAAGGUACACUGGACUUUGGCUCUGAUGCUGAUUUUAUUCUAAUGGAUGAUGAUUUACAUGUAUUGUCGACAUGGAUCGCUGGAGAAUGUGUUCACAAAUCAACUAAAUAAUACAUAAUGUAAAUGUGUUUUAUUAGUUUUUAUUUUUAUAAUUA
This is a messenger RNA of Teleopsis dalmanni, 1363 nucleotides long. RefSeq names its product N-acetylglucosamine-6-phosphate deacetylase. Lineage: Eukaryota; Metazoa; Arthropoda; Insecta; Diptera; Diopsidae. Gene Ontology annotation, biological process: N-acetylglucosamine catabolic process. The coding region runs from base 129 to 1319 and encodes 396 amino acids. Gene Ontology annotation, molecular function: N-acetylglucosamine-6-phosphate deacetylase activity. The record is from RefSeq and is a predicted model, not a curated record. The transcript is spliced from 5 exons.